GAGGAGAGACUGUGUUCAAUCUGCGACCAGAGAGCAGCACCAGCAGUCACUCUCACCCGGACUCAAUUAACUCAGCACCUCUCCGCACCCACCUCGCUGCUGCUGCUCUCCAACUGGGAUCAACUGGGAACUAAAUUAGUGGUCUCCUGUAUUUUCCCCUUUUGCAUUUUUAUGAGAACACACAUUUCCAGCGAUAAGGUGCAGAGCCGGGAUGUCACAGAACUGAGGAUCGUCUCAUACAAUAUGGAGUCUGGAGAGCGGCUGUCCUCCCCAUCUUCAGCCCCGUCCUCCCUUCACAUGGCCUCCUCUUCAGCCAGCUCCUCCCCUGCACCCCCCCACACGCCCUCCACCAAAUGCAGCCCGGUCCCUAACCCUGCAAGCAGUUCCCCUCUCACCACCUGUGGCCCUUUGCUACAGAUGACCGGGGAUGCGUGUUUAAAUCCGUCUGGCAAGCCCAACAGUUUUCCCUUAGUCGCUCAUCCUGCUUUUGGGCUCUACGCUUCGAGUUUAGGCCGGUCUGAGUUUGGAGGUCUUGGUAGUCUGGGUUUAUCUGCCAUUGCUGCUCACCCCCAGUUUGGUACAUUUCCAGACUGGUUUUGGCCAUCUGACGCACAUACCAGAGGAGCAGCAGCCUUCUUCCCUCCUCUUCUGGGUCUGCAUCCUGUAUUUACAUCAGCCUUCAAGAGCCAAGAUCCUGCUGACGCCCAGUCCCGUACAUCAGUUUCUGUAGGUGUGAAUGGAACAGUGAAUGGAACAGUGAAUGGGCGGAGCAGUUCCUCUCCUACUGGGAACUCUGCUGGGGACGCCAGUUCAUUUCCAGCAAAGGCAAACAAGGAUAAAACUAAGGCCAACAGUCAACCAAAGAGCAGUCGGGACCCAGGCCAACUCUACCAGAAGAGUGUUCAGAAAACAAAAGAAAAGAAACCCAGCAAAAGACCACUAGAGACCUCAAGCACGAGUGGCAGCCAGUCAGGAUCCAUAUCAGAUAGCUCCAGUGAUGGUGAGGACAGCAGCAGUGAUGCUGAUGACAUGGAGGAGGAAGAGGAGGACAAUGAUGAAGAUGAGGAUGACCAGAGCAACGACAGCGAUGACUCUGAUUCCGAAACAGAGGGUCAAGUUAAACAGAAAGUCAAGCGGCUGACACAGAACACUUUGGAGAGUAAAAAGAGGAGAUCUUGCACUGCUGAUGGAAAUGCAACUCAAGACAGUCGUCGCGAUGGUGUCUCUUUGACUUCUUCGCACCGUAUCCAGUCCUCUCCCCAUCCUGCUGGCAGGCCUCAAUCCGAAGCUCUGUUUCUCAAGAGAUCCAGGACUGCGGAGGAGGACGGACAGAAACACAUUAGUGUCAUUCAGGCCACAGGGCUGGCAGCCAUUAGCAGCAGUCCCUUCUCACAGUCCCACAGGGAGGUGUCUCCUCUGCCCUCCAGAUCCUCACCCAAACCCAUAUCCUUCUCCAACUCACCCAAGCACUUACCUCCGGCUUCACCAAAGCCCUUCUCUCAUUCGUCCUCCCCAAAGCACAGCUCUGUCUCCUCUUCCCCCAAACCUCUUGCCCUCUGUUCCCCUCUGAAACCCCUGUCUCUGGGUACCUCACCCAAACCUUCAAAUCUUUCCUCACUUAAACCUCACUCCCUCUCCUCUUCACCCAAACCACCCACAUCGUUAGCCAGACAAAAGCCCUCACAUAAGCAGAGGGGUCUGAUGCCCUCUUCUAAGCACACACAGCCUGUUUAUAACCCAAAGGAGAGCAGUGGAAACCCAGAUGAAAUCUCAUUGCACCUCAACAGUUUUAAAUCGAGAAAGCGCGUCCAUCCAGAGGCCUCUUUAAAGCAGCCUUUCUCUCUGCAACUCUCCAGCCAGAACUGCAAUGACAACAACCUGUUCCUGAACCUUCGUCCUAAUGGAGCGUUCCACGGCGAAGUUCAGGAUGCCCCCUUGGCUCUCAUCAAGAAGCCCCGCAGGCAGAGCAGCACCCUCAGCAACAAGCCGCUUGUUGCCGCUAUUAGCCCUUCCUGCCUGAUGCCCAUCAACUUGAGCAUUGGCACCAAGGAUCCAACGGACUCUGCUUCCCCGCUUAAAUCAAAGGCCUCGCCACGACUUUCUCACGGAUCGAGGAAGUCCAAGAGUCCUAAAUCUCUACAUGCAGGAAGGAGUCUCCAGAAAACCAACUCGUCCCGUCCUCCCCGUGUAGAAUUGGUCAGAAGCAGUGAGUCUGACAACCACAGCAGCAGGGACUCCGACUCCGACUCUUCAGGAGAUGACUCCGAUGAAGAUGAUGAAGACGAUCUUGAGGAGGAGGAUUCUGAUAGUAGUCUAUCAGAGUCAGAGAGCAAUCUGGAGAGCGACUCUGACGGUUCUGAGGAUGACAUGAAAGAGCGCUCUGAGUCUGAAGCGGAUAGCGAUGCAGAGAGCACCCCCCCGAAACCAGCGAAAGCGCCGCUGUCAGCUCGCAAGUCCUCCUCGAGCCUCUCAGCCGACUGCUCCCUGCUCAACCUGCAGGUCAUCACGCCACUUAGUUUGUCCAGUGGCCUGCUCACCCCCAACAGACUGAGCAGCUUAGGAGCUCUGAGCAACCACAGCACCCCGUCCUCAUCCUUCACACUUACCCCCCUGCCAGGAUCAGGGAAGAGGAGGAGGGUAACCGAUGAGAGAGUCCUGAAGUCACCUCUUGAGUUUGGGUGGCAGAGAGAGACUCGGAUCAGGAGUGUGGCGGGUCGACUUCAAGGGGAGGUUGCUUACUUUGCACCAUGUGGGAAGAAACUGCGUCAGUAUCCUGAUGUAAUGAAGUACUUAGUGCGGAAUGGAAUAACUGAAAUCUCACGGGACAACUUCAGCUUUAGUACAAAAAUUAAAGUUGGUGACUUCUAUGAAGCCAGAGAAGGACCAGAGGGUCCACAGUGGUUUUUACUGGCUGAAGAGGAGAUCACUCCCAGUAUCAUAGCGAUGGAUGGCCGCCGCAGUCGCAGCUUGAAGUCUGAGCACCAGCCAUCAGGUGAAGGCGCUGGGAGCCAACAAUGGAAAAAUCAUCCUCUAAAUGUCGGAGAAAAUACCUUCCAAGACGUCAACAAUGCCAAGCUGCUCCGCAAACUGGAGGCUCAAGAAAUAGCUCGACAGGCAGCUCAGAUCAAAUUGAUGAGAAAAAUGGAGAAGCAGGCCAUGGCACAAGCAGCCAAGGAGGCAAGGAGGCAACAAGCAAUAAUGGCUGCUGAGGAGAGGCGGAAAAAGAGAGAGCAGAUGAAGAUUCUCAAACAGCAAGAGAAGAUCAAGCGCAUUCAGCAAAUUCGAAUGGAGAAAGAACUCCGUGCACAGCAAAUUCUUGAGGCUAAAAGACAGAAAAAACAAGAAGCAGCCAAUGCCAGAAUAUUGGAGGCUGAGAAACGAAACAAGGAUAAGGAGAUGCAAAGACUGCAAGCUGUUAUACUGAAGCACCAGGAGUUGGAGAGGCAUAGACUAGAUAUGGAGAGAGAAAGACGCAGGCAGCACAUGAUGCUGAUGAAGGCUGUGGAGAUUCGUAAGAAGGCAGAGGAGAAAGAGCGUCUGAAGAAAGAGAAGAAGGACGAGAAACGGUUAAACAGGGAGAGGAAGCACGAGCUCAGACGACUGGAACUGGAAAAAGCAAAGGAGCUAAAGAAGCCAAACGAAGACAUGUGUUUAGCAGAUCUUAAGUGUCUUCCAGAGCUCUCACACAUCCCUGGUCUGGUCUUGCCAGGAAGCACCUUAUCUGACUGCCUGAUGGUGCUGCAGUUUGUGCACAGCUUUGGAAAUGUCCUGGGAUUAGACAUGAAUGUAAACAACGUUGACUUAAGUGUCCUUCAGGAGGGUUUACUAAACACCAGGGGCAGUAUGGGGAAAGUGCUAGACCUGCUGGGGAGCAUGGUUUCUGCAGCCGUGCGUGAUCCUGGUAUACCUGCAGGUCACAGGAGCAAAACCUGCCUAGGGGAACACUUGACUAACGUGGCGAUCAACAGAGACAAUGUGUCUGAGAUCCUGCAGAUCUACAUGGAGGCUCACUGUGAUCAGACAGAGUCAGCUGCUCUGGCCCUCAGUCUCAGGACUAAAGCUUUUCAAGCCCACAGUCCAUCUCAGAAGGCGUCCAUGUUGGCCUUCCUAGUUAAUGAGCUGUGCUGCAGUAAAGCUGUGAUCAGUGAGAUCGACAAGAACAUAGAUCACGUGACCAACCUGAGGAAGGAUAAGUGGGCUUUAGAGGGAAAGCUCCGCAAACUGAGGAGCAUCCACACCAAGAGGACUGGGAAGAGAGACAGCAGUGUGGGCGGAGAUGACAGCCUCACCUUUAUCAUCUCGGCCGCCAGAAGCAAAUGCAAGAGGAAAGAAGGAGACAGUGAGGAAGAGGAGGAAGAGGAUGACGACAGCGAGGACCAAGCAGAUGACGAUGACGAGGAGGAAGACGAUUCUGGGGGAAAGAAAGGGAAGAAAGUAGAGAUAUGUGAGGAGGAGGACGACAGUGCGAACUCCGCCAGUGUGGAGGAGCUGGAAAAACAGAUUGAGAAAACAUACAAGCAACAGACUCAGAUCAGACAGAAGCUGCUCCACUCCUCUCACUCACAGCGCUCCAUGAUGAUUGGACAGGACCGCUACAAGAGGCGUUACUGGGUUCUCCCGGAGUGUGGCGGCAUCUUUGUUGAGGGCAUGGAGAGCAUCGAAGGUUGUGAAGAGUUGAAGGAGAGACAGGAAACACCUCAGGUGAUCAGAAUAAAGGAGGAGCAGCUGGAAGAGACUAAGAUGGCGGUGGUGUCCAGCCCAGCACCGAGCACAGACCGAGACACAGCCACACCAGAGAGCCAGCAGGACAAAGACAAUCGCAAUCUCUUCCUCCAGAAACCUGGCACCUUAUCUAAGCUCAGCAAACUCCUCGAAGUGGCCAAAAAUGCUAGAUUUUCCAACAUCCAUCCUUGCAACAGCCAGAACAGUAGCUCCGCUAAAAUCCCUUCCACUGCAUCUUAUCCCUCCGAUCCCUCCCCUCAGACAGGGAUAUCCCACAGCCCCCCGCCUGCCACCACUCUGCAGGGACUCACAGAUGAAACGGAUACUUCAGGGCCAUAUCCGCUGUGUUCCCCCCAGCUCAAAGGCAGCCCCUGGAUAACCUCCAGCCCCCAGUCUGUCCUUCAGGACGAUCAGCUCACUAAGAUACUGAUGGAGAAGAGCAGCCAGUGGUUUAGCCUCCUGCCCCGCUCUCCUUGUGACGAGCUCUCGGUCACCUCCGGCUCCAGUUCCUCAGCCUCCUCCUCUUCUCCAAACACCACGAGCACUAAAUCCUCCUCGUCCGUCUCCCCUAAUCCCCCAGCGACAGCCGGCUACAACGCUCCUGCUGGGAUCAAUGACAUGCAUUCUCCUGUCCUUCAGCAAGUAAAGUCUGGCAUUCAUCAGAGCGGACUGACACUGUGUGACGUGUCCAGUGCAGCGACAAGUCCCAGCCCGCCCUUCCCUGGCACUUCUCUACCCCCUGUGCUGGAUCUGUCCUCCCAGCAUGCGGAGGGUAGUGGGAGCAGGGUCUUACUCCUGGUGAAUAACAACACUGUCAACAAGCUUGAGACCCCAGAGGCCCUGUGUGACAAGCCCCCUUGUGCCUUGUUCCCUGCUGUGGAGGCGGCCAAGACCCAGGACUACCCAAGACCUCAGCCUAUCCCUGAGGAGAUGCUGCACGGUUGGUGGCGAGUGUCAGGCGUGCAGGAGCUCCACAGUCUGGUGAAGGCGCUCCACAGUCGAGGCAUCAGAGAGAAGGUCCUACAGAAACAGUUCCAAAAACACAUGGAGUAUGUGACCCAGCUCUGUGCCAACAGCGAAGAUGCGUUCGAUGUGGCAAACCUGGAGAAACAGGAAGUGAGUGAGAAAACUGUGGAGAGCUGGUGUGUGGAGGAGCAGGCGAUGGAGGUGGACAUCAGCCAACUGCAGCAGGUGGAGGCUCUGGAGAGGAGAGUUGUCUCUGCCGGUCUGCAGAUCAAGGGCUGGAUGCACCCUGAGCCCGAGUCAGAGAGGGAGGAUCUGGUCUAUCAAGAGGACAAGCUCCUCUCUUCUCCAGCUCCCGAGAACAAGUGGCAAAGAGAAACAAGCCCGGAGAAACUCCACGGCAGUGUCGUGCGGCGGCCUAACAAUCCUCUUGAUAUAGCUGUCAUGAGGCUGGCCGAGCUGGAGGAGAACAUCCAACGAAGCAGUGAGGAGGAGGCGACUCCUGGGAUGAGGCUGUGGCACAAAGCCCUCGGAGAAGUCCGCAGCUCGGCUCAGCUGUCGCUCUGCAUUCAGCAGCUGCAGAAAUCCAUCGCCUGGGAACGCUCCAUCAUGAAAGUGUACUGCCACUGUUGUCAAAAGGGGGAUAAUGAAGACCUGCUCUUACUUUGUGACGGCUGUGAUAACGGCUGCCACACCUACUGCCUCAAACCUAAGAUCACCACAGUUCCUGACGGCGACUGGUUCUGUCCCACUUGUGUAGCAAAGGAAAGCGGUCAUUCCCCCUGGAGGAGGAAGCAACAGAACCGAACAGCUGGGGGAGGGAAGAGAGGCAGCGAUGUAAAACGAAAUAGUAAGCCAUCUGUGGUAGGAGAGCCCAUCAAAGAGGAGGCUGCCAGCAGCAGCAGCAGCGCGCCAAAGAAAGGUACCAAGGAGUCGAAGAGGAGGAGGGCAGACGACAGUCCGCCCAGCUCCCAGGCCAAGCCUGACAGCCCCGGGUCCGGUGCCAAAAAAGCCAAACUGGCCAAAGACGACACAAAUGGGCUGGAAAUGUGCCGAGUUCUGCUGGCUGAGCUGGAGGCUCAUCAGGACGCGUGGCCCUUUCUUACUCCAGUCAAUUACAAAGCUGUACCCGGAUACAAGAAGGUCAUCAAGAAGCCCAUGGACUUCUCCACCAUCAGAGAAAAACUCACCAACAACCAGUACUUAAAUUUAGAGACAUUCAUCAUGGACGUCAACCUUGUUUUUGACAACUGCGAGAAAUACAACGAGGACGAUUCAGAAAUCGGACAAGCCGGACACAACAUGAGAGAAUUCUUUGACAAACGAUGGACUGAGCUGCUGAAGUAAAACAAAAAAUAAAAUAAAGAAAAUAAUGUGUGCUACUUUCUACAUAUCAAACUUCCUCUUUGGUGUCGGAGGCCUUCUCUUCACCUGUGACACUAGAUCAGUGUAGAGCUGUAAUAAAGCUGAUGUGCAAUGUGAAAGGACAAACUAACACUCCAUGGAUCAGUAUCUUCAAGUGCAAUACUGUUUACUUCAUGAAAAUAACUCAACAUUUUGUUUGGGAAUCUAAAGAGGUCAUUGACUCUUUCUUAUCAUCAGCACUGCAGUACAGCUUUUUGUAUAUGUGUAUUUAUUUUUCAUAUUUAUGUUUGAGUCUUUUCUAAGAAACGGAAGGAGAUGGCACACAGCUUUAACUACGUCUGAAGAUUGUUUUAUGGACUACUGAUCAAGCUGAUCAGGAAAAAAAAAGAAGUUUACAGCAUUUAUUUGUAACUAUGGGGUCCAGCGGUGCUACUGUUCUGUUUAAGUGUAAAAAGAUACGGAGGUUUACUGUCACAUGUAUAGUGUUCAUUGCUGUCUUUAUUUACAUUUCUAAAAUGUAUAGUGUACAUACUGAACCGUCUCUGUGGAUCAGGAUAUUGUAGCAUUUCAAACACUCUGUCUGAACAUCCACUCAAACACUGCUUUCCUCAGUAUUGCAGUGCCUGACCUCUGAACAGUGAACGGAGUAGUGCAUUCGUCUCUUUCUUCUUUUUCUAUUUACAGUGUGUGUUUGCUCUGUGUGUGUCCUGCACAACAUACUGUAAGAAACCCCCUUACACAAAAUGCAAAGUUCUCUGUGGUGCAUCGUGUUUGAUCUCCGAGCCGUUCCUUUAACCAGUCUUGUCAGACGUCCUGCGGACAGACGUGACACCUGCGCUGGGCUUUAAUCCAGCAGGGAGUUGGACGGAGUCACGGUCGGCUGGAGGCGUCUCCAGACAGCUGCAGCCGGAAGACUUGGAAGUAACUGGAUUUUACUAUGAAUAUAGUAGUAGCAACUUUUGUAGGUAUAUUCUUUUUAAAUGGUGGAUGUGUGGCACAGAUCAAAUAAAAGUUUUUUUUC
Molecule: messenger RNA, 8071 nt
Organism: Limanda limanda (common dab)
Lineage: Eukaryota; Metazoa; Chordata; Actinopteri; Pleuronectiformes; Pleuronectidae
Product: bromodomain adjacent to zinc finger domain protein 2B
Exons: 39
Coding region: 172-7032 (2286 amino acids)
Molecular function (GO): protein binding; DNA binding
Source: RefSeq, a predicted model, not a curated record